AGCCCAAGAGGCCGGGCGGGAGGGCGCCACGGAGGAGGCCGUCCGGGAGAGAGUGAUCCGCUUCGCUGAAGACAUGUUGGAGAAAGACCUCAAGGAUAAUCGGAGCAUUGGAGACCUGGGAGCCCACCACCUCCUGGAGCGGGCAGCCCCCACAGGCAGCAAGGUGACCGUGCUGACCCACUGUAAUACUGGUGCACUGGCCACUGCUGGCUAUGGUACAGCCCUGGGUGUGAUCCGCUCGCUGCACAACCUUGGCCGCCUGAAGCAUGUCUUCUGCACGGAGACCCGGCCCUACAACCAGGGGGCCCGGCUGACAGCCUUCGAGCUGGUCUACGAGCAGAUUCCCGCCACCCUCAUCACCGACAGCAUGGCAGCAGCCACCAUGGCUCACCGGGACGUGUCAGCUGUUGUUGUGGGAGCUGACCGUGUGGUUGCCAAUGGUGACACAGCCAACAAGGUGGGCACCUACCAGCUGGCCAUCGCCGCCAAGUACCAUGGCAUCCCCUUCUACGUAGCUGCCCCCAGCUCCUCAUGUGACCUCCGUCUGGAGAUGGGCCAGCAGAUCGUCAUUGAGGAGCGGCCCGGCCAGGAGCUGACUGAUGUCAACGGGGUCAGGAUUGCAGCACCCGGAAUUGGGGUUUGGAAUCCUGCCUUCGAUGUCACCCCCCAUGACCUCAUCACUGGUGGCAUCAUCACAGAGCUGGGUGUCUUUACUCCCAAAGAACUCCAGGCAGCCCUAAGCACCACCAUCUUGAGGGUGGGGACAUUAGAUGGACCCCAGAAGUAACCAACCCGGCUCUCCAUACCCUUCUCCAUCCCCCUAGGUUUUAUAAUAAAAUGUAUUGAAUAGUCUGCCCCAAAGCUGACCUUCCCCCAAUUACACUUCUUCCUAGAGCAGGGAUAGCAGACAGAGUCGUUGCAUGGCUCUUAAAAGUGCAGCAGCUGGAGACAGGCUACCCAAGUUCCCAUCCCAGUUCUGCCACUCUCUGCUGUGUGAUCUUGGCCAAGUCACCUCACCUUUCCAUGCUGUGGUUUCCUCAUUUAUAACGGGGACAAUACCUAUGGCCUUCUUAGGUUGCUCUCAGGACCGGAACUAGGGUAACACCUUAGGCACAAAAUUUUAAACGGGACACCAAAAAGCUUAGUAACCAAGAUAAUACUUUCAUGCAGUAUUUUUAAAAAUCAAAAUGAAUGCAAGAAAAAUACAUGAGCCCUAACCGGUUUGGCUC
Messenger RNA from Myotis davidii, 1229 nucleotides. It is a transcript of the gene MRI1, whose product is annotated as methylthioribose-1-phosphate isomerase 1. Gene Ontology annotation, molecular function: S-methyl-5-thioribose-1-phosphate isomerase activity. The record is from RefSeq and is a predicted model, not a curated record. Lineage: Eukaryota; Metazoa; Chordata; Mammalia; Chiroptera; Vespertilionidae.